Solanum verrucosum is the source of this 1923-nucleotide messenger RNA. Its product is annotated as inositol phosphorylceramide glucuronosyltransferase 1-like. Gene Ontology annotation, molecular function: glycosyltransferase activity. NCBI's taxonomy places the organism in Eukaryota, Viridiplantae, Streptophyta, Magnoliopsida, Solanales, Solanaceae. The transcript is spliced from 10 exons. The coding region runs from base 125 to 1726 and encodes 533 amino acids. The record is from RefSeq and is a predicted model, not a curated record.
CUAUUCUACUACAAUUUUCUAGUAAACCCCAGAUCCCUUUUCCCCUUUUCUGCAAAAAAAUAAAAAAAAGAUCUCUUUUUUAAGCUAAAUUCUGCUUCAAAUUUUUAUUUUUCAGAUUUUUUCCAUGAAAGAAAUUGAUUUUAGAUAUGGGUUUCUCUUUUUCUUGAUGUUUUUAUCAAGUAAUUGGGUUAUUGGAGCUAUCAAAUCUCAAUCAACUGAAGAAGCAUAUGUUACCCUUUUAUAUGGAGACGAGUUCUUGCUUGGUGUUAGAGUUCUUGGAAAGUCAAUUAGGGAUACUGGGUCUACUAAAGAUAUGGUUGUUUUGGUCUCCGAUGGGGUUUCUCAAUAUGCUAAUGAUCUACUAAGAGCUGAUGGUUGGAUUGUGGAAAAGAUUAGUUUACUGUCGAACCCAAAUCAAGUGAGGCCGAAGAGGUUUUGGGGUGUUUACACAAAGCUAAAAGUAUUUAACAUGACCAAGUACAAGAAAGUGGUAUAUCUUGAUGCUGAUACUAUCGUAGUUAAGAGCAUUGAAGAUCUAUUUAAGUGUGGGAAGUUUUGUGCAAAUUUGAAACAUUCCGAGAGACUAAAUUCCGGAGUAAUGGUGAUUGAGCCAUCGGAUGAGGUUUUUAAGGAUAUGAUGAGCAAGGUGACCACUUUGCCUUCUUACACUGGAGGUGAUCAAGGUUUUCUGAACUCCUACUAUGCUGGGUUUGCUAAUGCGCGUGUUUAUGAACCAAAUCAGCCUUUAGAUGUCCUAAAUUCUAGAAAGGUCCCUGAAAUGGAGAGACUUUCUACUCUUUACAAUGCGGAUGUUGGCCUUUACAUGCUUGCUAACAAGUGGAUGGUUGAUGAGAAAGAACUCCGAGUUAUUCAUUACACACUGGGACCACUUAAACCAUGGGAUUGGUGGACAUCUUGGCUGUUAAAACCUGUUGACAUAUGGCAGAAUGUUAGGGUACGUCUUCAAGAAUCUGUACCUGGAACUGGAGGGGGUAAAAAUCCUAGAGAUGAACUUCUUGUCAAAUUUCUGUUUCUGGUUCCAUUGCUUCUGAUGGUAUUUUCUUACUAUAAGUCAUGUUUACAGACACGAUCGCUAUUUGACCACAUUAGACAGCUGUACUACAAGAUCAGAGCUGGAGGUGUCCUAGCUUAUUCUUCUGUUCCUUCAUCCACCAUUCUUUCAGAUCAGCAGCCGAAGGUGCCUGCUUUUCUGGGUGGGAUAUCUGUAUGUGUAUGUUUUGCUGCUGUUCUGGUGUCUCUUGGGCUUUCACUUGUAAUUAUCCCCCGCCAAGUAAUGCCGUGGACUGGUCUUCUCCUGAUGUACGAGUGGACGUUUACACUUCUCUUCCUUCAGUUUGGAAGUUAUUUGUACUUGGUUUAUCAAUGGGGAAAAGCUGUGGCAAAUCAAGCUGCACAAUUUCGGGCAGAUUCUACAUCUUUGGACCAUGAAUCUGGAAAAGGUCAUCAGCGGCAGCAAUCAUGUUGUGACAUUGCUGCGUGCUACUAUGGGUUAGGGAUGGCAUUUCUCGCAAUUUUAGCCCCCGCAUUGCCUAGUAUUUUCGGAAUCACUGCUUUGUUUUUGAGGUUAGGUUUGAUGGUCGUUGGAGGCCUUGUUUUGGCGUCGUUCAUGACAUAUGCUGCGGAGCAUCUAUCAAUAAGAUCGUUUACGAGGGGAUUUGAAGAAAAAGAUAUGCACAGGAGUAGAAGUAUAUGUUUCUUGUGCUGAUUGUGGCAUAUUCAGGUAUCAGCCACAACUAAUUCAAGCUCUUUUUCUUGCAUUGGCAAUUCUUUUUGACACUAAUGUGUAGAAUAUGUUAGUUUUUUUCUUCUUCUGGAUUUCACAGUUUCUUAUUUUAGAAAGAUUGAGUGUAAUUCUUUGUAAAGUGUAUGUAUAUGAUUGUUAAAAUCUAACUAAUGUUAGAA